This is a messenger RNA of Balearica regulorum gibbericeps (East African grey crowned-crane), 3048 nucleotides long. Lineage: Eukaryota; Metazoa; Chordata; Aves; Gruiformes; Gruidae. The record is from RefSeq and is a predicted model, not a curated record.
AUGGCGAGAGAUCCCAUCACCAUAGCCUGCAUCCGGAGAGGGGCAGAUAGGCUGGGGCCUCCUCUUGACAUACUGCUGGAUUCACUGAACUGCACAGCAUUCAGCGUGCAAUGGAGGAUGCCAAAGCAGCAUGCGAGCACCAUCACGGGAUAUACGGUCUUUUACUCAGAGGUUGAAGAUGACAAAGCAGUUAAACAGCUCUCACACGAUGUUCCCCUGAGUUUGGAUAUGCUUAGCAUGGGUCAACUUGAAGGACAAGCAGUUUUUGAAGUUGUUAUCGGUGAUCUAAAGCCAGGCACUCCACACCGCGUUAGCGUGGGAGCAUACGGCUGGGCAGGGAAAGGACGACCCAGCAUGCCCAGAGACGUGACAACCUUAUCCCAAGAUAAGUGCAUGCCCCCUGCACCGCCCUAUCAGCCUCAGGUCGUGGUAGUUUCUGAUUCAGAAGUUGCGUUAUCCUGGAAGCCUGGAGCGAGCGAAGGAAGUUCUCCCAUCCAGUACUACACAGUGGAGUUUAUCAGGCCAGACCUUGACAGCAACUGGACGAUAAUAAGAGAGCAGAUCCAGAUGGAGUCCAUGGUUCUCAAAGGACUGCUCCCAAACACCAAGUAUCAGUUUGCUGUCCGAGCAGCAAACUCCUACGGAUCCAGCCCUGCCAGUGCACCGAGCGAUAUCAUCCGAACAUUCAGCUCUGAGGAGCUAGGAAGUGGAAGCUAUGGGCAUCAGUACAUCACAGACACAGCGACUAGUGAUGAUGAUGGAUUUGAUAUUGAUGACUCAGACUACGACAUUUACAUAGAAGAGCUCAGACCUCUUCCUGCUAUCAAAGGAGGCAACAGAAAAUUUCUGGUCGAAACUAAGGUUACGCCAGGGUCUAGUUCCAGGCUCCUGUCACGGGUCCUUACAACCACGUCUGAAGCCACUACUUCCACUCCCACCACCACACGGCCUUCAACCACAGCAAGAGCGACUACAGCUCGGGCAGCGAGGAGGGGCGGCACGUCUUCUGCAACGCGCCUCUUUGAUCUCUCCUGUGAUGAGGCCAUCUGUUCUGCAGACAGCUUUUGCGUCAAUGACUACGACCAGGGUGGCUCACGCUGCCACUGCAACUUGGGAAAAGGAGGAGAGACAUGUGCGGAAGAUAUUGUUAUCCAGUAUCCUCAGUUCUCUGGCCAUUCAUACAUUACGUUUGAACCACUGAAAAACUCAUAUCAGACAUUUCAAAUUACCCUUGAAUUCAGGGCUGAAUCAGAAGAUGGUUUGCUGCUAUACUGUGGAGAAAAUGAACACGGUCGUGGUGAUUUUAUGUCACUGGCAAUCAUCCGACGUAGCAUCCAGUUCAGGUUCAACUGUGGCACUGGAGUUGCAGUCAUAACAAGUGAAAACAAAAUCAGGCAGGGCAACUGGCACAGUGUCACAUUGUUCAGAGAUGGUAUGAAUGGCUGGCUUAGGAUGGACAAUGAUGCUCCAGUGACAGGAAAAUCUCAGGGCCAAUACAGUAAAAUUACGUUCCGGACUCCCUUCUACGUUGGCGGUGCCCCCAGCGUGUACUGGCUGGUCAGAGCCACAGGCACCAACCGUGGGUUUCAGGGCUGUGUCCAGUUGCUCAGCAUCAACGGAAAGAUAAUUGAUAUGAGACCCUGGCCAUUAGGGAAAGCUCUCAGUGGUGCUGAUGUUGGUGAGUGUAGCAGUGGCAUCUGUGACGAGGCGUCCUGCAUCAACAGCGGUACCUGUACUGCAAGCAAAGCAGAUUCAUACAUUUGCCUUUGCCCUCUUGGAUUUAAAGGCCAUCAUUGUGAAGAAGCACUCACCUUGGCCAUACCUCAGUUCAACGAGUCCUUAAGGUCAUUUGCUAGCACACCCUGGCCCUUGGAACCACAGAAUUACCUUUCCUUCAUGGAGUUUGAGAUGACAUUUCGUCCAGAUUUAGAGACUGGUGUCCUUUUGUACAGCUACGACACAAACAGCAAGGACUUCCUCUCCAUUAACAUGGUGGCUGGUUACGUGGAGUUCAGGUUCGACUGUGGCUCAGGAACGGCUGUUAUCAGGAGUGAAGAACCUGUCAGUCUGGGUCAAUGGCAUGAGUUGCGAGUGUCUCGCACAGCGAAGAACGGUAUCCUACAAGUGGACAAACAAAAGCCAGUGGAAGGGACGGCAGAGGGGGCUUUCACGCAGAUUAAGUGCAGCUCUGAAAUAUUUAUUGGUGGAGUCCCUAGUUAUGAUGCUGUGAAGAAGAACUCUGGGAUCCUCAGACCCUUCAGCGGGAGCAUCCAGAAGAUUAUCUUGAAUGACUGGACAAUUGAUAUGAAACAGGAUUUCACUUUUGGAAUCAACCUGGUGAAUACUGCCCACCCCUGCGUGAGCUCACCAUGUGCAAAUGGAGGCACCUGUGUUCCCAAGAAGGACAGCUAUGAAUGUGACUGUCCCCUGGGCUUCGAUGGGCACCAUUGCCAAAAAGAGUGUGGAAGUUACUGCCUAAACACCAUUACAGAAGCAAUUGAAAUCCCACAGUUUAUUGGUCGCAGUUACCUCACAUAUGAUAAUCCAGAUAUCCUGAAAAGGGUCUCAGGAUCAAGAACAAAUGUGUUCAUGAGGUUUAAAACCACAAUGAAGGAAGGUCUUUUGAUGUGGAGGGGAGACAGUCCCAUGCGACCUAACAGUGAUUUCAUUUCUCUAGGCCUUCAAGAAGGAGCAUUAAUAUUCAGCUACAAUUUGGGCAGCGGCAUUGCUUCCAUCGCGGUGAAUGGCUCUUUCAGUGACGGCCGGUGGCACAGAGUCAAGGCUGUUCGGGAUGGACAGUCUGGCAAAGUAACCUUGGACGAUUAUGGUGCCAGGACCGGUAAAUCCCCUGGGAAGAUGAGGCAGCUAAACAUCAAUGGAGAUCUCUAUGUAGGUGGCAUGAAGGAAAUAGCCCUGCACACGAACAGGCAGUACCUGCGGGGCCUGGUGGGCUGCAUCUCCCACCUCACGCUUUCAACCGACUACCACAUCUCGCUGGUGGAGGAUGCCACCGACGGGAAGAACAUCAACAUGUGUGGGACCAAGUGA